UAUGUAAAUCUUGAUUGUUAUUCGCGAGUUUGAGUUUGAUUUGUAUUAUUGAUUUUUCUUGCAUUCGAAAAUAGUGGGCACGUGUUUCACGAUACUAUAUAUUGUUACUAUACUGUUUACUAUAUUUCAGUUGGCAGUAGACAUGCGCGCAAUCACUGUGUAAACUAUUAAGAUCCAGGUUAAGAGACAUCAAAAUAAUCGACAUUCCAAGGCCGUAAUAGUACGAAACGAAUCGCGCACGUGUGUGUAUUUUUAAUCUCGCGAGAACGGACGAUAAGCGGUUUCGCGGGGAGCACAUGUUUACGCGGUUUAAAAGCGGCUGCGGGUAUUUAAUCGUCACGCGUGAGAUGUCGAAACAGCGGUCCACGAAGAGCGCGAAGGCACCGAAGACGGCGAGCACCGAUGUUCCAUCUACGGGACCUGUGGUCUUAAAUAAAGACGGAAAUGUGUCGAUUAAAAUUCAGGCUAAACCCGGAGCGAAAUGUAACAAUGUAACCGAUAUUUCCGACGAAGCAGUAGGCAUUGCAAUCUCCGCUCCGCCAACGGAAGGCGAAGCUAAUGCUGAACUCGUAAAAUAUCUAGCUUCGAUUUUUGGAGUGAGAAAAUCCGAUGUAUCCUUAGACCGGGGAUCUCGAAGUCGGCAAAAGAUAGUUGUGGUGUCGGGAAUUACAACAAAUCAAGUUUUGGCGAAAUUGAAAGGAGAGAUGGAUAAUUGAAUGUUUUUUAAAAUAAAUUUUUCUGUCAUUAAACGAUUUUUCCUUUAUACA
Molecule: messenger RNA, 767 nt
Organism: Temnothorax curvispinosus
Lineage: Eukaryota; Metazoa; Arthropoda; Insecta; Hymenoptera; Formicidae
Product: UPF0235 protein C15orf40 homolog
Exons: 4
Coding region: 297-716 (139 amino acids)
Cellular component (GO): cytoplasm
Source: RefSeq, a predicted model, not a curated record